This is a messenger RNA of Rotaria sp. Silwood2, 669 nucleotides long. NCBI's taxonomy places the organism in Eukaryota, Metazoa, Rotifera, Eurotatoria, Philodinida, Philodinidae. The record is from the annotation of a GenBank genome assembly.
AUGUCUCGAACAUCUAUUAUUCUAUCAUGUAUUUUAAUCACUAUAUUUUUAAUAAAUUUUUCAUUCGCAAGUUUAUUAUUAAUUGAUCGUAAAAAUCCAUGUCGCGCUUAUGGGAAUGCUUCAGUAUAUGAUAUUUCAAAUCUUGUUAAAACAUGGCCUAUUACUCUUGAUGGACCUGGUUUUGGUGGUGAAUAUAUUUAUUAUUGGAGUUGUGCUGGUAGAACAGGAAUAUGUGAAGAUACGGAUGCUGCUGUAUGUCAACAAAGAACAACUGAACUUGUACCACGAUGGAAUGCCGGUAAUGUUUCUCCACAAUUAUGGUUUGGUUUAUUUAAUGGUCCUGAAGUUCAUCCCGAUCUUACAUGGGAUAUAGUAUAUCCAAAUUAUCAAUCAGAUCCACAACUUAUUUAUGGUACUGGUAUUCGAGUUACAGUAAUACAUUUUAUAGUCUGGCAUGUGAACGCUAUGUUACAAAAAAGUAGGAAUAGGGAGGAUUUUCAUUGACAAUUUUUAGGAGGAUCUGGCAUGGAAAAGGAGGAAAAAAGGAGGAUUUCUGUUUUCUCGUGAAAAAAGAAAUUCUAGCCUAAUUCAAGCUCAUCAGUACUUUGAAAAGAGUAAUAAAACAUUUAAUACAAUUUCAAGAAAUAUUUAUUUAUAAAUUUCAAAUAA